CAUCCAAUACCACACGGUUGGUUCUUAUUUUUUACCGUUAUAAUGUUCAUCGCCAUGCCGCCUGAUUGUUAUUUAAUAAAAAUGUUUAUCAACCGUUAAAUAAUUUUACAUUGCUAUUAUGUGAAAUGUAGUUUUAAUAGCUAUAUUGCCUUAAGGGCAGUAUAUUUAUUUUGCUAAACUGUCGUAAUAAAGCUUAUGUUUUUGCAAUAAAAACGGUGAAAUUAAUAUUGCUGCGACGCCUCAUCAUUGCGAAUAUAAUUCCAAUAAUGAUGCUCGGGCGAAAGCAGAGCCUCAAGGGGGAGCCUGUUCUGGCUGAUUAUGGACCAGAAGAGUGCCUGAAUGAGAGUGCUGAUAUCGAAUGGGUUAACAAAUUUUGGGUAAGACGAUUGAUGAGAUUUUGUGCAUUGGUAUCACUUGCUUCAGUUUGUUUAAAUACUCCAAAGACAUUUGAAAAAAUACCAGAACUUGAAUAUGUUACAUUUACUUGUGAUCUUAUUGUCACAUUUCUAUUUACUGCUGAGAUGAUUGCUAAAAUGCACAUUCGAGGAAUCAUCAAGAGAGACAAGUCAUAUCUAAAAGAUCAUUGGUGUCAAUUUGAUGCAACAAUGGUACUUGUAUUAUGGCUAUCAGUUGUACUUCAAAUGUUUGAAAUGCUUGGAAUUGUUUUAAAAUACAGUGCAGUAUCUGUUAUCAGAUCACCAAGACCUCUUAUCAUGAUACGUUUUCUUCGUGUAUUUCUCAAAUUUUCAAUGCCAAAAGCCAGAAUUAAUCAAAUUUUCAAACGUUCUGGUCAACAAAUUUACAAUGUAACUUUAUUCUUUUUAUUCUUCAUGUCACUUUAUGGUCUUUUGGGUGUACAAUUUUUUGGAGAAUUAUCAAAUCAUUGUGUUUUAAAUACAACAGAUCCAAAUCACAUUACAAUAAAUAGUCUUGCAAUACCCGAUACAUUUUGUUCAACUGAUCCAGAAUCAGGUUAUCAAUGUCCCGAGGGAAUGAAAUGUUUAAAAUUAGAAUUAUCAAAAUACAUAAUGGGUUUCAAUGGAUUUGAUGAAUUUGCAACAAGUAUUUUUACAGUUUAUCAAGCAGCAUCACAAGAAGGCUGGGUAUUUAUUAUGUACAGAGCAAUUGAUAGUUUACCAGCAUGGCGAGCUGUACUUUAUUUCAGUACAAUGAUAUUUUUUCUUGCUUGGCUUGUUAAAAAUGUAUUUAUUGCUGUUAUAACUGAAACAUUUAAUGAAAUACGAGUACAAUUUCAACAAAUGUGGGGUAUCAGAGGAACAAUAACCAACAGACCAGCUUCACAGAUACUUUGUGGUGAUGAAAAUGGAUGGAAACUUAUAACAAUGGAAGAAAAUAAACAUGGUGGUCUUGCAUCACCACUUUGUCAAGCAAUUUUACGUUCACCACAUUUUCGUAUGAUUGUUAUGUGUGCAAUACUUGCUAAUGGUUUAACAACAGCAACAAUGAAUUUUAAACAUGAUGAAAAACCACGUCAUACAUAUUAUGAUAAUUAUUAUUAUGCUGAAAUUGCAUUUACAAUAUUUCUUGAUUUAGAAACAAUGUUUAAAAUUUGGUGUCUUGGAUUUAAAAAUUAUUAUAAACAUUCUGUUCAUAAAUUUGAGCUUCUACUUGCAAUUGGUACAACAAUACAUAUUUUUCCAUUUUUUUAUUUAUCUGGAUUUACGUAUUUUCAAGUUUUAAGAGUUGUUAGACUUAUCAAAGCAUCACCAAUGUUGGAAGAUUUUGUUUAUAAAAUAUUUGGACCAGGAAAAAAACUUGGAAGUCUUAUUAUAUUUACAAUGUGUUUACUUGUUAUAUCUUCAAGUAUAUCAAUGCAGUUAUUUUGUUUUUUAUGUGACUUUACAAAAUUUGAAACAUUUCCAGAAGCUUUUAUGUCUAUGUUUCAAAUAUUAACACAAGAAGCAUGGGUUGAAGUUAUGGAUGAAACAAUGGUGAGAACACACGAAACAAUAUCACCUUUUGUUGCUGUUUAUUUUAUUCUUUAUCAUCUUUUUGUAACUUUGAUUGUGUUGAGUCUUUUCGUUGCUGUUAUUCUUGAUAAUUUAGAACUUGAUGAAGAUAUUAAAAAAUUAAAACAAUUAAAAUUUCGUGAACAAAGUGCAGAAAUAAAAGAAACACUACCAUUUCGUUUACGUAUAUUUGAAAAAUUUCCAGAUAGUCCACAAAUGACAUGUUUACAUAAAGUACCAUCAGAUUUUAAUCUUCCAAAAGUACGUGAAAGUUUUAUGAGACAAUUUGUAUUUGAAGUUGAAGAUGAAGAUAAUGAAAUGGCUAAAAAAAUUAAUGAAACAUUUGAUUCAAAAAUGGUAUAUCAUAAACAACGACCAGUUAAAAUUUUAAAUAAUCCACCAAAAUCAAGAAAUAUUGCAACAUGUUUAAAAAAAGCUGCUAUUAUUUACAUAAUAAAUGAUUCUAAUAAUCAAAGAUUAUUACUUGGUGACUCAGCAAUGAUACCAGUACCAGGAAAAGGUCUUUUAAAACCUCAAGGAACAAUUAGCAGUGCCAAACAAUUGAGAAUUGAUCAAAAAAAAUCAAUUCGACGUAGUGUUAGAAGUGGCUCGAUAAAAUUAAAACAAACAUAUGAACAUUUAAUUGAAAAUGGUGAUAUUGGAGCAAUAAAUCGAGUUACUUCAUCAAGAAGUAGACCACAUGAUUUGGAUAUUAAAUUACUUCAAGCAAAGAGACAACAAGCUGAGAUGAGAAGAAAUCAAAGAGAAGAUGAUCUUCGUGAAAAUCAUCCAUUUUUUGAUACACCAUUAUUUGCUGUUCCACGUGAAAGUAAAUUUCGUAAAAUUUGUCAGUUACUUGUUUAUGCAAGAUACGAUGCAAGAUUAAAAGAUCCAUUAACUGGUAAAGAACGUAAAGUUCAAUACAAAAGUCUUCACAAUUUUUUAGGUCUUGUUACGUAUCUUGAUUGGGUAAUGAUAUUGGCAACAACAAUGUCAUGUAUAUCAAUGAUGUUUGAAACACCACAAUACAGAGUUAUGGAAAUAUCUGUAUUACAAGUUGCUGAAUAUGGUUUUGUUGUAUUUAUGAGUCUUGAAUUAGCAUUAAAAAUACUUGCUGAUGGUUUAUUUUUUACACCAAAAGCAUAUAUUAAAGAUGUUGCAUCAGUACUUGAUGUAUUUAUUUAUAUUGUUAGUCUUGUAUUUCUUUGUUGGAUGCCAAAAAGUGUACCACCAAAUUCUGGAGCACAAUUAUUAAUGAUAUUACGUUGUGUUAGACCAUUACGUAUAUUUACACUAGUGCCUCAUAUGAAAAAAGUUGUAUAUGAAUUAUGUCGAGGUUUUAAAGAAAUAUUAUUAGUAUCAACAUUACUUAUAUUAUUAAUGUUUGUAUUUGCAAGUUAUGGUGUACAAUUAUAUGGUGGUAGAUUAGCACGUUGUAAUGAUCCAACAAUACUUAAAAGAGAAGAUUGUGUUGGUGUAUUUAUGAGACGUGUAUUUGUAACUAAAAUGAAAUUAAAACCUGGUAAUAAUGAAAGUUAUCCAUCAAUGCUUGUACCACGUGUUUGGGCUAAUCCAAGAAGAUUUAAUUUUGAUAAUAUUGGUGAUGCAAUGAUGGCAUUAUUUGAAGUUUUAUCAUUCAAAGGAUGGCUUGAUGUUAGAGAUGUUCUUAUCAAAGCACUUGGACCAGUUCAUGCAAUUUACAUUCAUAUUUAUAUAUUUCUUGGUUGUAUGAUUGGACUAACACUAUUUGUUGGUGUUGUUAUUGCAAAUUAUUCAGAAAAUAAAGGAACAGCAUUGUUGACUGUUGAUCAAAGACGUUGGUGUGAUUUAAAAAAAAGAUUAAAAAUUGCACAACCACUUCAUUUACCACCAAGACCAGAUGGUAAAAAAUUUCGUGCAUUUACUUAUGAUAUAACACAAAAUAUAUCUUUUAAAAGAUUUAUUGCUGUUAUGGUUUUAAUUAACAGUUGUCUUCUUUGUGUUGCAUGGAGAAUUGAAGAAUCACAUACUGAAGCACUUGCAACAAUAUCAACAAUACUUGUACUUGUAUUUGUUGUUGAAGUUAUUAUGAAAAAUAUUGCAUUUACACCACGUGGUUAUUGGCAAUCACGUAGAAAUCGUUAUGAUCUUCUUGUGACUGUUGUUGGUGUAAUAUGGAUUGUUAUUCAUUGCACAAUUAAAAGUGAUUUAUCAUAUGUUAUUGGUUUUGUUGUUGUUAUAUUGAGAUUUUUUACAAUAACUGGAAAACAUACAACAUUAAAAAUGCUUAUGUUAACUGUUGGUGUAUCUGUUUGUAAAAGUUUUUUUAUAAUAUUUGGUAUGUUUUUACUUGUAUUUUUUUAUGCACUUGCUGGUACAAUAUUAUUUGGUACAGUUAAAUAUGGUGAAGGUAUUGGUAGACAUGCUAAUUUUGAAUCACCAGUAACUGGUGUUGCAAUGUUAUUUAGAAUUGUUACUGGUGAAGAUUGGAAUAAAAUAAUGCAUGAUUGUAUGAUACAACCACCUUAUUGUACAGCAGCAUCAAAUUAUUGGGAAACUGAUUGUGGAAAUUUUCAUGCUUCGUUAUUCUACUUUUGUACAUUUUACGUUAUCAUAACGUAUAUUGUUUUGAAUCUUUUAGUUGCUAUUAUCAUGGAGAAUUUUUCUUUAUUUUAUUCAAAUGAAGAAGAUGCAUUGCUGUCUUAUGCUGAUAUUAGAAAUUUUCAAAAUACAUGGAAUGUUGUGGAUAUUCAUCAGCGUGGUGUCAUACCAGUUAGACGGGUAAAAUUUAUUCUACGAUUAUUGAAAGGUAGAUUGGAAACUGAUCCACAAAAAGAUAGAUUAUUAUUCAAGUACAUGUGUUACGAAUUGGAAAGGCUGCACAAUGGUGAAGAUGUUACAUUUCACGAUGUCAUCAACAUGCUAUCAUAUCGUUCAGUAGAUAUUAGAAAAGCAUUACAACUUGAAGAAUUAUUAGCCCGUGAAGAAUUUGAAUAUAUUAUUGAAGAAGAAGUUGCAAAACAAACAAUUCGUACAUGGUUGGAGGGUUGUUUAAAAAAAAUUCGAGCAACUGGCAAACAGCAAAAUAGUCUUAUUGCGGGAUUACGAGCAACAAAUGAUUUAGCUGCAACAGCAGUUGAUCAUUUAGAAGAAAAAGCUAAAGAAAAUAAUACAAUUGAUAAAGAGGAAGAAAAUGAAAAUAAAGAUACUGAUGGUAUUAGAAAUAGAGUUAAAAAACCACCAGUAAUACCAAGAUCUGAUAGUAUUGGAAGUAGUUCUGGUAGAAAAUAUUUAGCACCAACACUAUCAGAUCCAGCAUCAGUACGUCCUGAUAAAGAAAAAAUAUCAGUAUCAAAAAAAAGAAAUACAAGACCUGCACCGCUAACCAAGACAAAUUUGCCUUAUUUAACUGAAGGUACUGAACAAAAUAGACAACCAAGAGAAACAAUAAACACAAAAAUUCCAACUCCAAAAGUAUCUAGUGUUAUGCUAGAAGUUAAAGAUUGGUGGCAUGAACAACUUGCCUACAGCAGUGAAUCCAGUGAGGAUGAAUUUUGAAUAGCAAUUAAUAAUUUUUUAAAAUAUGUGAAUUAAUAAUUUUGAUAAUAAUUAUACAGCACUGUAAUUACAGACUGUUUAUAAUUAAAUCACAUGAUAAAAUAAUUAUCUGGUAAGGUUCACUGUGAAAAGUGAACCUAUAUGAAAAUUUUUUAAACAAAAAAAAAAAAAACCAGAUUAUAAAUUCUAGACAACAGAAUAUUUAUAAUUCCACGACACAAUUGUUUAAAAAAAUUAAAUAACAAACACAAAAAUAUUUGAUAAAUUAAAAAAAUAUCCAGACGCACAUAAAGAAAAUAUUUUAUAAUUAAAAAAAAAAUAAAAUAAAUGAACAAUGACAGUUUUUCUCGGGUGCCUAAAUAAAUUUUUAGAAAAAUUAAUUUUUCGUUUUAUUUUAUAAAAAAAAUUUCGAUUAUAUUUAACAUUUUUUUUUUAAUCAAAAUAAAUAAAUUCAAUUUUUCUUUUUUUAAAUAUUAGAAAAAAAAUAUUAUUUUUAAAUACCCACAAGAUUUGCCCAAUCGUAGAGACUGCUCGAUAGAAAAAUAAAUUUGAUGUUUGAAAUAAAAAAUUUAGAAAAUUUAUACGUAGAUAAUUGAGUAGAUUUUUUUACGUGUGGUUAAUCAUCCACAAAAAUGAUAGGAUUAUUUUAGUGAUGAUAAACAUUCACUUAUAAAAAUGAAAUAAAAGAAAAUGAUUAAGGGCAACUGUAGUACAAUGAGCGCAGGAUACGAUUCGACAAGUCUUUUUAGCAAUGAAAAACGUUCCGGCUCCUCCGAUUAAAAUAAUUAAUAAAAUAAAAAUUUAUGAGUUAAGCCAAUUAGACAUUAUACUGCAUGUUACAGUGAUUAGAUUUUUUACGAUAUUAAAUGCCUAUAAAAUUUGGGUCUAAAUAAUAAUAGUUAAACUUCUUCUUAAACAAAAAAAAUAAAUAAAAAACAAUUUAAAAAAAAAAAUAAAAGAAAUAAUAUAUACUAAAUUAUUUAAUGUUGAAAAAGAAAAUAAUAAAUUAAUAAUAUUUAAUAAAACUAAAAAGAAAAAUUAAUAAAAAAUUUGAUUAAAGAAUUAAUUAGAUUAAAAUUAAAUUUAAAAAAAAAUAUAUAUCAAAAUGAAUUAGCUUGCCAAAGUAAGCACAAAUUAAUAAUAGAAUAAAUAAAAAAAAAUAUAUAUAUAUAAUUGUUUGUAAUUACGUGACGCUAAUUACUGGCGUUAUAAAUUGUUGAAAUUGAGUAUCAUGGUGUUGUUUUAACGUCGUAGAUUAUUGAAACGUUAUUUAUUUUAAUACCAUGUAGCACAAUUUGUAGCAAAUAAUUAAUUUGAUGAAAAAAUGUUGUAAAGUUUAAAAAAAAAAAAAAAGGAAAUUUGAUACAUGAGCCUUCGGGAUUUGCUUUGUUUUUAAUUUAUUAAAAUAUAAAUAGUAUAUUUUUUAUGAUAACCAACUAGCAGGAUUGAUUCCUCAAUUGGAUGGUGAUGCACCAAAUCCGUUCAUCGUAUUUUAAACGAUAAUUUAAUUUACGUAGAGUCAAAUGACAAUAGAGAAAGCGUGUGAUUAUAAUAAAAAUAUAUAUAUGAAAAAAAAAAUAAAUAAUAUUAUUGAGUUUGUAGAAACAAAGAUAUACGAAAAAAAAAAUAAAUAAACGAAAUAAAUUAAUAAAUAAAUGAAGAAUACAAUUAUAAAAAAAAAAAAAUUAAAAGAAAAACACUAAA
Aphidius gifuensis is the source of this 7211-nucleotide messenger RNA. It is a transcript of the gene na, whose product is annotated as sodium leak channel non-selective protein. Gene Ontology annotation, biological process: monoatomic ion transport; transmembrane transport. The transcript has 22 exons. The record is from RefSeq and is a predicted model, not a curated record. Gene Ontology annotation, cellular component: membrane. Gene Ontology annotation, molecular function: monoatomic cation channel activity. The coding region runs from base 267 to 5507 and encodes 1746 amino acids. NCBI's taxonomy places the organism in Eukaryota, Metazoa, Arthropoda, Insecta, Hymenoptera, Braconidae.